GUGGUGCAGUGCAGACGUAUCACUCGUGCGAAUCUCUAGUGCGUUUGUGAUCUUAAAGUUUCUUUGUGCAUGAAAGUUUUUUGUUUGGAUCAGAAGUUGCAGAUUAUCACACUGGAUUUCCAAUUUAAUGAUCAGGGUGCGAUGCGCGCGCCGAGUGGCGUGGUGCGGUGGUCGCAGAGCGGCGGGGCGCCCCUGACUGAUUACGCGACGGUGUCGCCGGCGCCCGCCGCGCCUCCGCCCCCGCUCCAGUACGUCUACGAUGAACGCAUCAACCAGCGCCUCGCCUUCUGGCAGGGUGAUAUCACAGCUCUGGAAGUGGACGCGGUGACGAAUACGACAGACGAGACGUUGUCGGAGUGCAACGCGGUCAGCGAGCGGAUAAUGCUAGCCGCUGGGCCAGAUCUCAAAGAGGAGAUCAUCACCAGAGGCCUCGAGUGCGGCACUGGCGAGGUGGUGGUGACGCCGGGGUACCAGUUGCGCAGCAGACACGUGCUGCACACAGUGUGCCCCAACUACCUGCCGCAGUACCACACCGCCGCUGAGACUGCACUACACAACUGCUACAAGAAUGUGUUGUCAGCAGCAUGUUCUCUGGGUGCGCGUUCUCUGGCACUGUGCGUGGUGAACACUCCGCGCAGGAACUUCCCCCCGGACCUCGCUGCACAUGUCGCCCUCAACACAAUCCGGCGCUGGCUGGAGACAUCAGCGGCGCCGGGCGUUGUGGUGCUGUGCGGGUGCGGGGUGGAGCUCUCCCCGCUGCGUGCGCUCGCGCCGCUCUACUUCCCGCGCAGUGCUCGCGAGGCACUCACCGCGGCCGCACGUCUGCCGCGACCUCCGCGAGACCUGCACGACCGCCGCAUACGUAUCAUACACAACCCCCACUCCAACUCUGAUACCGCUGAAGAUGACGCGUCGGCGUGCGACUCUGACGCGGCUGCGGAGGCUGCGGCGGCGUUCGCGCGCGCCUGCGCACCCGACACCCAGCGUCUGCUCGGCCCGCACUCCCCGCUCGCCUCGCACUCCCCGCACACGCAACGCCGCAUGCACGACCACGAUGAAUACGAGCGGCUGCUGAGGCGCGCGCGCAGCGAGGACCUGAGCGAGAUCUCGGGCAUUGGGUGCCUGUACCAGAGCGGUGUGGACCGGCUCGGCCGGCCGGUUGUCGUCUUCAUCGGCAAGUGGUUCCCCAUUGGCGAUAUUGAUCUUGAUAAGGCGAUGCUGUACCUGAUCAAGUUGCUGGAGCCUAUCGUUCGCGGUGACUACGUGAUCGCGUACUUCCACACCCUCGCCUCCUCCGCCAACCAUCCGCCUUUCUCCUGGCUCAAGGAGGUCUACACCGUACUGCCUUACAAAUACAAAAAGAAUUUGAAAGCUUUCUACAUUGUACAUCCUACGUUUUGGACUAAGAUGAUGACGUGGUGGUUCACGACGUUCAUGGCGCCGGCGAUCAAGGCGAAGGUGCACAGCCUGCCCGGGGUCGAGUAUCUGUACUCGGUGAUGGCGCGCGACCAGCUCGAGGUGCCCGCAUUCGUCACUGAGUACGACAUGACUAUAAACGGCCUCCAUUACUUCCAACCUGACACGAGCAGCACGUAGACUGCUGAAUACUGAAUGCUGAAUGCUAAAUGCUUCCUCAAAUGACCCACGUUACAUACAGACA
Papilio machaon (common yellow swallowtail) is the source of this 1660-nucleotide messenger RNA. It is a transcript of the gene Gdap2, whose product is annotated as protein GDAP2 homolog. Lineage: Eukaryota; Metazoa; Arthropoda; Insecta; Lepidoptera; Papilionidae. The record is from RefSeq and is a predicted model, not a curated record. The coding region runs from base 70 to 1596 and encodes 508 amino acids. The transcript is spliced from 12 exons.